UCAUCCCUAGCCCUCUGCGCCCCUGGCAGCCUCCAGCGUUCGUCCCCAGGCAGCAUGGUGAGGUCUGUUCUGGGUCCCUCGCCACCAUGUACGUGAGCUACCUCCUAGACAAGGACGUGAGCAUGUAUCCCAGCUCCGUGCGCCACUCGGGCGGCCUCAACCUCGCGCCGCAGAACUUUGUCAGCCCCCCGCAGUACCCGGACUAUGGUGGUUACCACGUGGCGGCCGCGGCUGCUGCUGCGGCGAACUUGGACAGCGCUCAGUCGCCAGGACCAUCCUGGUCCACCGCGUACGGUGCCCCUCUCCGCGAGGACUGGAACGGCUACCCGCCUGGGGGCGCUGCCGCGGCCAACGCUGUAGCCCACGGCCUCAACGGGGGCUCCCCGGCCGCCGCUAUGGGCUACAGCAGCCCCGCCGACUACCACGCUCACCAUCACCCGCAUCACCACCCGCACCAUCCGGCCGCCGCGCCGUCCUGCGCCUCCGGCUUGCUGCAGACGCUCAAUCCCGGCCCUCCGGGGCCCGCAGCCACCGGCGCCGCCGAGCAGCUGUCCCCCAGCGGCCAGCGGCGAAACCUGUGCGAGUGGAUGCGGAAGCCCGCGCAACCGUCUCUGGGAAGCCAAGUGAAAACCAGGACGAAAGACAAAUACCGGGUGGUGUACACAGACCAUCAGCGGCUGGAGCUAGAGAAGGAGUUUCACUAUAGUCGAUACAUCACCAUCAGGAGGAAAGCUGAACUGGCAGCCACACUGGGGCUCUCCGAGAGGCAGGUUAAAAUUUGGUUUCAGAACCGCAGAGCCAAGGAAAGGAAAAUCAACAAGAAGAAACUGCAGCAGCAGCAGCAGCAGCAGCCGGCACCCCCUCCACCACAGCCCUCGCAGCCACAGCCGCAGCCAGGGGCGCUGAGGAGCGUGCCGGAGCCCUUGAGUCCUGUAUCAUCACUGCAAGGCUCGGUGCCUGGUUCUGUCCCUGGGGUUCUAGGGCCAGCUGGAGGGGUGUUAAACCCCACUGUCACCCAGUGACCCUUCCCAUGGUCUGUAGCGGCGGCAGAGCAAUUCCAGGCUGAGCCAUGUGGAGCAUGGGCGCUGCUAGAAUCCUCAGACGAGACCCCUCUCCUGCCACCCACAAACAACACCUACAGAUGAAGAAUGGGGGACAGAAGCAAAGACAAGUGGGAUUGUGGGCCUCAGGGGAAGAUAUGGUCCAGUUUUUUAUUUUUUCCAUUCUGACUCUUCCUGCUAGUGAUGAGAGAGGAAGUGAUCGCAGGGGCUUCGUUCAGGCACCAAGCUUUCAGCCUCUUGUGCCUCAGCCCUUUGCCUCCCGCAAGGACUGUAUUUCUGGUUGCAACUGAAGAGAGAGUGAGGCUGGGGGAAUGAGCAAUACUUGAGCCAAGAUGGCUGUUUCCUGCAGACUGCUUUCUGAGAACCAGCUGGAUGUCCUGCCUCAGGGGCAGGGACAGUUCAUACUGCAGGAGCCAGAGGCAGCUGCGUUGAAGGCUGGGCUGAUCAAAGUCUGCAGAACCCCCAGGUGGUCUGUGUUUUCUUCUCCCUUUUCAGACCUGGAAGGGUUGGUGGGUUCAGGGGCUGUGGCCAGAGGAGGGGGUGGUUAGCCAACUCCAGGCCCCUGCGACAAGGGCUUGUUUGGAAAGCCUGUCACCAGAGCUGCUGUAGGCUGAAUGUAUGUCUGUGUUGUAAAUGCCAGAGCCAACCUGGACUUCCUGUCCUUUCCCUAGUCUCUGGCUGGUGAAAAACAUAGUUGUUGCUGCUGUUGGAGCCAUUGAUCUGUGUAACGAGCUUUAAGCAAGCCUUUUAAAAAGCCAUGGGUAGAGAAGCGAUAUGGUGAGGGGAAGUGGGGGGUAUCCGAACACAGUCGACUUUUAUUUUCUAAAAAGACAAAAAGAUAAAACCAACUCUACAGAUUUCCGAACCUGACGUUUAUCUUCUUUGGAUUUUGACAGAAAUUAAUUUUUACAGGAAAUAAAAUAUCUUCACUGAUUGCAA
Phodopus roborovskii (desert hamster) is the source of this 2000-nucleotide messenger RNA. It is a transcript of the gene Cdx2, whose product is annotated as caudal type homeobox 2. The transcript is spliced from 3 exons. NCBI's taxonomy places the organism in Eukaryota, Metazoa, Chordata, Mammalia, Rodentia, Cricetidae. Gene Ontology annotation, molecular function: RNA polymerase II transcription regulatory region sequence-specific DNA binding; DNA-binding transcription factor activity, RNA polymerase II-specific. Gene Ontology annotation, cellular component: nucleus. The coding region runs from base 87 to 1022 and encodes 311 amino acids. Gene Ontology annotation, biological process: cell differentiation; animal organ morphogenesis; embryo development. The record is from RefSeq and is a predicted model, not a curated record.